GAGAAAGGCGAGGGGGCGGAGCCGAGCACUUCCAAGGCUAUCCUUUUAAAUUUUCUCUUCCUGAACUUGAGUCGGUUUCACUUUCCGUUCCACCUGUCGGUGGCUCAGAAGUGAGAGCUGUGCGCCGCGGCAGGAGAAGAAAACACGGAGUUUCAGUAGACUAGGCUGUCGUUUUUCUUCCAUUCUCUCUUCUACUUUUUCUACCUUUUAUUACUAUUCAUAACGUCGACCACAGGAAGCGCCUGUUGGACGCGGACAGGACCGCAGCAGCACGCGCCGAGGCAGCUGGGUGUAAACGUGUCUUACAAACAGCUCUGUUUUGUCCUAACUGCGAUGUGCAUUUUGAGUUAGGCCUACCUGUCGUUUCAGGUGUGACCAUGGCUUCUGAAGUAGCACCGAAAGUUAACCUGAAAGAGGCGGAGGAACUUGCCCUCGCCCUGAGCGAAGCCCUUAGCAGUGGGAGCAGCGAAGAAGCAGUUAAACUGUGCCAGAAGCUGUCGCAGCUUUGUGUUCCAGUGUCUGUCACUGUCAACGCUCAAGCCUAUCCUCGUGACUCCAUAAGGUUACGGGUCGGAGUGGAGGAUGCUCAGUCAGAUACCUACAUUCCAGUGACCAUUGUGGUUUCUGCUGAUAUGACAAUUGCACAACUUAAAGACAAGAUCAGCCACGACUUUGGGUUCCACCCUUUGGUGCAGCGAUGGGUGAUCGGCAAGCGCUUGGCUCAGGACCGGGAGACGUUGUACAGCCAUGGUAUCCAUCAGAAUGGAGACCAGGCUUUCCUGUUCAUUCUCUCCACCCAUGCUGCUCGUCUCACACGGCAUCAACACAAACUGGACCAGGAGCAGCAGCGCAUAGAGGGCAUUGUAGAGUCCAUGGAGUCCAUGCAGCUUUUUCCCAGGGGGCUGGGCGGAGUUGGUGGUGAGAAGACAGCUCCUCCUCCACAGCCUCAACACACUGCUCCUCCUCCUCCUCCUCCUAAACCCCAGACUGCUAUUAAACCUGCUGUGCUACCUAAACCUCAGAUGGGAUGGACCUGUACCAUAUGUACUUAUGUGAACAAACCAACACGUCCUGGCUGUGAGAUGUGUGCAGGGGAACGACCAGAGGAUUAUGAGGUGCCAGACAAAUACCAACCAGACCAGCAGGAGGUUCUACGAAUUCAGCAGGAACAGUUGGCCAUGUUGCAGUAUCAACAGGCUCGGCAGGCGGAACGAGAGAUGAACUUCCUGUCCUUGUUGGCAACAGAAGAACAGAGCCUUAUCCCCAAUGCCACAGAGACAGACUGUCCCAUCUGCUUCUCAGCCCUGGAGCCAGGAGAGGGCAUUGUGCUCAGAGAGUGUCUACACACCUUCUGCAGGGAGUGUCUAAAAGGGACAAUAGUGAACAGUCAAGAUGCUGAGGUGUCGUGUCCUGACAAAUGUGACAGCAAGCUACUGGACCGAGAAAUCAAAGCGCUGCUCACAGAGGAGGAGCACCAGCGCUUCCUGGAGUUGCGUCUGAGCAUCGCGGAAAGCCGCGCGGAGCACAGCUUCCACUGUCAGACUCCCAACUGUCGAGGAUGGUGCGUCUACGAGGACGAAGUCAACGAAUUCCACUGUGAACUCUGCAGUGAAACCAACUGCAUUCUCUGCAGGGCCAUCCAUAAAGACAUGAAUUGUAAGGACUACCAGGAUGACCUGCGCAUCCGAGCAGAGAACGACAAGGCGGCUCAGCAAACUAAGCAGAUGCUAGAGAGCAUGCUGCAGAAUGGGGAGGCCAUGAAAUGUCCACGGUGUGACAUCAUUGUCCAGAAAAAAGAUGGCUGUGACUGGAUUUGCUGUUUGAUGUGCAGGACAGAAAUCUGCUGGGUCACUAAACAAGCUCGCUGGGGACCAAAUGGCAAUGGCGACAUAUCAGGUGGCUGUAGAUGUCGGGUCAAUAAUCAGCCUUGUCAUCCCAACUGCCAGAACUGCCACUGAGGCAAGCACACCAAUGAACACAUACUAUAACAUGCAACUGCAAGCACAUGCACAUAGGCCUCUGGCUUAGUGCUGGCUGCAUUCAUUCAUUCUUUUUGAUUUAUAUUACUGACUUUCAGCCCUGAUUUCUCUGACAAACCGACAGGGCACUGUACAGUAGUUGUCCUACCACUCAGGCAAACCUUUCUUCAACAGUUCUGUUACUACAGAUAAAAAUGCUAUGCACAAGCUACGCACUCUGCCAACUCUUAUCUUCUGCAUCUCUGCAGCUGAGGAUAUUAAAUGUCAGUGUGAGAAAAUAAGCUUUACAGGGAUUUUCUGCUAUAAUAAUACAUUUUUAGGAUCUGGCUGCUGCUUUCAUCACAGUUUGGUUUGAUGACACAGUCAUGAUAUUCUGUUGUGUUUUUUUUUUUUUUUUUAAUCUGGCCUCAACUCAGUCGAAUGCACGGCAAAAUAACAUGUUUAACCUUUCAAGACAAAAAAUGUGAGAAAAUUCUUACACUCAAAUAUAGAAUAAUUAACUACAACUAAUGAACUACAACUAACAAUGUUAAUUCAUAAAUAAUUUAGUUGAUUUUUAUGUUUUAUGUUUUUUUCAACCAAAACUCAUCAUUUACUCUAUAAAACACCAGAACAAUUACGAAAUGAGUGUUAUAAUUGAGCCCAACUUUUAUGAAGUUGUAACCAAUGUAAUAUAGGUGCAAUAACUGACAAGUAAUGAAAAUGAUAGAAUUGCAGUUGUAAGCAAAUGAUAUUCUUUGAGUCGAUUAAUCAGACUGCAGUGAAGAGUGUUGUCCGAAGUGUUUACAUUGAAUGAAUGUGUUCAAAAUGCAAAAAAAAAGCUGCUCUGAUGCAAUUAAUGACUUUGAAGUAUCAGGUUUAUAAUGUGGCAAGGUGGACUGGUAAUGAUGCUGUAUUUUUGCCAGGUAUCCAGUUCUUUAACUGUAGUUCACUGCUCAAGACCAUAUAUUUUGUUUAUGCUAUAUCUGCAGUAUGAAGUUUGUUGGGUUUCACUGUUAUUUUGAAAAAUGUAUUUUAAUAAUUUUUGUUAAUUUGUCUGUAGUCAUGUCAUUAGAUAAAAACUAAGGAAGUUCA
Toxotes jaculatrix (banded archerfish) is the source of this 3053-nucleotide messenger RNA. It is a transcript of the gene rbck1, whose product is annotated as RanBP-type and C3HC4-type zinc finger containing 1. Gene Ontology annotation, biological process: protein linear polyubiquitination; proteasome-mediated ubiquitin-dependent protein catabolic process; positive regulation of canonical NF-kappaB signal transduction. The record is from RefSeq and is a predicted model, not a curated record. The transcript is spliced from 12 exons. Gene Ontology annotation, cellular component: LUBAC complex. Lineage: Eukaryota; Metazoa; Chordata; Actinopteri; Toxotidae. Bases 378 to 1958 code for a protein of 526 amino acids. Gene Ontology annotation, molecular function: ubiquitin-protein transferase activity; ubiquitin binding.